AUGAACGAAAGUCCUACCGAUGUGGCAUCCAGCGUGGUAGACUACGAAGAGCUGAUGGCAGCAUGGGCGUACAGUGCGUCCGCCAUCACGCUGUUUUUCAUCGGGUUCUUUGGCUUCUUCCUCAACCUGUUCGUGAUCGUGCUCAUGUGCAAGGAUAUGCAGCUAUGGACGCCGAUGAACAUCAUUCUUUUCAACCUGGUCUGCUCCGACUUUUCCGUGUCCAUCAUCGGCAACCCGCUGACCCUGUCGUCGGCCAUCUACCACCGCUGGAUCUUUGGCAGGACGCUCUGCGUGGCGUACGGAUUUUUCAUGUCCCUGCUAGGGAUCACUUCCAUCACGACGCUGACGGUGCUCUCGUACGAACGCUACUGUCUCAUCAGCCGUCCGUUCUCGUCGCGGAAUCUGACACGCCGAGGCGCCGUCCUGGCCGUGUUCUUCAUCUGGGGCUACUCGUUUGCCCUCACGUCACCUCCACUGUUCGGCUGGGGUGCGUACGUGCAGGAGGCAGCUAACAUCAGCUGUUCGGUGAACUGGGAGUCGCAAACGAGAAACGCCACCACCUACAUCAUCUUUUUGUUCCUGUUCGGGCUGGUUGUUCCGUUGAUUGUAAUAGUGUACAGCUAUACCAACAUCAUCGUCAACAUGCGGGAGAACUCGGCCCGCGUUGGGCGCAUUAACCGGGCGGAGCAGCGCGUCACCUCGAUGGUGGCGGUGAUGAUCGUGGCGUUCAUGGUCGCCUGGACGCCGUACGCCAUCUUCGCCCUGAUCGAGCAGUUCGGUCCGCCGGAGCUGAUCGGGCCGGGGCUGGCGGUGCUGCCGGCGCUGAUCGCCAAGUCAAGCAUCUGCUACAACCCGGUCAUCUACGUCGGCAUGAACACGCAGUUCCGGGCCGCAUUCACGCGGGUGCGCAACAAGGGGGCGGCACCGGGGGCGGAUCAGAACACCACCACCAUGCAGCGCGAGGUGACCAGGAGCAGCCGCGACAUGGUGGAGUGCAGCUUUGACUUCUGCCGCAAGAAGAAUCGGCUCAAGAUCAGCCUGCUGAAACCGUCCGGACAGCAGACGCUGGCAGACGCGUCCAGCUGCUCGCAUCCCGGCAAGGAAUUUAGCCAGUCCCCACCCGACCAAACGGUGCUAAACGUAACGCACGACGACACGACGCGCGGGUUCGUGCGUCCCGAAUUUGAACUAUCUGUGAUCAAUAGUGGAAAAUCGAUUUUGAUUAAGUCGAAACAAUUUCGGUCCAAUCUACUGUAA
Molecule: messenger RNA, 1257 nt
Organism: Anopheles coustani
Lineage: Eukaryota; Metazoa; Arthropoda; Insecta; Diptera; Culicidae
Product: vertebrate ancient opsin-like
Exons: 4
Coding region: 1-1257 (418 amino acids)
Biological process (GO): G protein-coupled receptor signaling pathway
Cellular component (GO): membrane; photoreceptor outer segment
Molecular function (GO): G protein-coupled receptor activity
Source: RefSeq, a predicted model, not a curated record